AUGUGGACCAGGAGAUUUGGGAAUUGGAAUCAUGGGAUCAUCGCGGCGUCUGUCUGCGUGUUGUCGCUCUGCGUGGGCUCUCUGCAGGCGAUCGCGCUCCAAUCAAAACUUUUGACAAGGUCUGGAGGAUCAACGACUACAAAAGAUAUUCCUAUAAGCUACCAAACUCUGUACAUUGAUCAAAAGAUUGAUCAUUUUGGAUUCCUUGAAGAUGGCACUUUCAAACAGCGCUACCUCCUCUCUGACACGUACUGGCACCGGCCUGGAGGUCCCAUUCUCUUCUACACUGGCAACGAAGGCGACAUCGCAUGGUUUUGCAACAACACAGGAUUCAUGUGGGAGGCUGCAAAAGAGCUGGGCGCCAUGCUGAUUUUUGCUGAACAUCGUUACUAUGGAGAAUCUAUGCCAUUCGGAGAAGCAUCGUACAGUGACAGCAAACACCUGAACUUCUUGACAUCAGAGCAGGCACUGGCAGAUUUUGCAGUCCUCAUUAAAAACGUAAAAAGCACUCUACCUGGAGCUCAACGAAGUCCUGUUAUUGCCAUCGGAGGUUCCUAUGGAGGGAUGCUGUCAGCCUGGUUUAGAAUGAAAUACCCCAAUAUCGUUGUCGGAGCGUUGGCAGCUUCAGCUCCAAUAUGGCAGUUCCCUGGUAUGGUGCCAUGUGGAGCCUUCUACAAAACAGUAACUGAGGACUUUGCCAAAAGUGGAUAUAACUGCGAAGUGAACAUCAGAAAAUCCUGGUCCUCCAUAAAUAACAUUUCCUCCACUGCGUCUGGGCUUGAAUGGCUGACAAAGGAGUUCAGUCUCUGCGAUUCUCUCAAAAAUAAAGACGUGACAAGCUUCAAAAACUGGCUUCAGGAGACGUGGGUCAACCUGGCCAUGGUGGACUAUCCCUAUGAGGCCAACUUUCUGCAGCCACUCCCCCCAUGGCCAAUCCAGGUUGUAUGCAAGUAUCUCACUAUGGACGCUAAGGCAUCAGACAAACUUCUUUUAAGAGGUGUGUCUCAAGCCGUAAAGGUUUACUAUAACUACACUGGUGGCAGCUCCUGUCUCAACAUCUCUCAGACAGCCACUGGCAACCUCGGCAUUGUGGGCUGGUUCUAUCAGGCCUGCACAGAGAUGGUGAUGCCUAUGUGCUCUGACGGAGUGAAUGACAUGUUUGAACCAGAGGACUGGAACUUCCAGGCCUUUUCGGACGAGUGCAAUUCUUUGUUUGGUGUGAGACCUCGAUCCGAGUGGGCAGAAGUGGUCUACGGAGGCAAAGACAUCAGCGCUCAUAGCAACAUAAUUUUCAGUAACGGAGGCCUGGAUCCGUGGUCGGCUGGAGGAGUGACUCAUAACAUCUCGGAGUCUCUGGUAUCCAUUGUGAUUCCUGACGGAGCGCACCACUUGGACUUACGCUACAGCAGCGAGCACGACCCCCCCACUGUGAGAGCGGCCCGGGCUUUAGAGAUCAAGUAUUUUAAAGAGUGGAUUCGGCAGGCCAAAAAGGCUCACCGACCCCACUCCAACUCCAGACUCUAA
Knipowitschia caucasica is the source of this 1524-nucleotide messenger RNA. Lineage: Eukaryota; Metazoa; Chordata; Actinopteri; Gobiiformes; Gobiidae. The record is from the annotation of a GenBank genome assembly.